Puccinia graminis f. sp. tritici CRL 75-36-700-3 is the source of this 488-nucleotide messenger RNA. RefSeq lists its product as uncharacterized. The coding region runs from base 1 to 423 and encodes 140 amino acids. The record is from RefSeq and is a predicted model, not a curated record. Lineage: Eukaryota; Fungi; Basidiomycota; Pucciniomycetes; Pucciniales; Pucciniaceae. The transcript has 3 exons.
AUGCAGUUCGCCUACCUGUUUGGGUUCUUGAUGGUCGCCUUGAUUCAAACCCAUUGCCAAGCUGAUCAAGUCGAUCACGAUGCAUUCUAUUGUAAAUAUAAGGACAAGUCGCAAGGGUUCUGUCUUUUCUCAAACAGCGGGGAACAUCUGGGAAGCAAUACUGGCUCGGGAGGCGAUACCGGCCCAGGAGGAAACCGCAGCUCGGGACGUACCCGAAAAGUGCAAUUGAUAAAAGCUUCUCCGGAAGGUCAAGGCUUUUCCUGCGACGCAGCAAAGCUCGACGAGGUGAAUGUCCAUAAAGAGAAACCACAGUGCUGCUAUCCGACAUUGAAAAAAGAUAACAUUGCAUUCCAAAUGAGAUUCGACGACUUCCGCACGAGUUGCACCAAGCCCUCAGCCACAUCGGACACCAUACCAUUGUAGACAACUGAAUUCAGAGUUUCCAUGUCUUCCUCCCACUUUCACAUCUUGUUAGCAGUCUUGUUGCG